AUGGCGACCGAGGUAGCGGUGGAGGACUUGCGAUCGGCGCGGCCGCGCGAUCCGCGUGCUGUCGGGAAGGUGGAGCAGUACAUGACGCGCGACCCGAUCUGCUUCCGUCGCGAUACGCCUCUUGAGGACGCCCUGCGCGCGCUAAUAGAGCACAAGAUCAGCGGCGCGCCGGUGGUGGAGCCGUACGAGGGCGACUCGACGGGCAGCGGCAGGCUGGUGGGCGUGAUCAGCGAGGAGGACCUGCUGUGGAAGGAGGUGGACGCGACUGAUAAGGAGCUUGAAACCGCAUUCCGCGCGCCCUACCUUUGGUCAAUGAUGACGUCAGACACGAGCAUGCUAGAGACCUACGAGGACCAGGCUCUUAAAGUUCUCUCCCAGACCGUGGGUCUCAGCAUGAGCGAGCAGUCCAUCUCGGUCACCCCCGACACGCCCGUUAAAGACGCCGCUACUAUCAUGCUGGAUGCGAAGAUUAAAAGGCUGCCUGUGGUUGCGCCCCGGGAGGGGGGCCGGCCGGGUGUGACUGUAGUGGGUGUGAUUUCGAGGAAUGAUGUCCUGAGGCAUGUGCUGAGUGUGCUUACAGAGAGGGGAGGGACGGUGGGGGGAGAGGCGCGUGGAGAGGGGGAGAGGGAGGGGGGACGGGGGAGGGUGGAGGCAGGGGCAGGGGGAGCAGCGGGUAAGGGCGGAGAAGGUGGUAAGGCAGGGGAGAGUGAGGGGGGAGGGGGGGUGGGGGGAGUUUCUGGGCUUGGAGGGAUAACUCCACAGGCAGAGGUUGGGGGGACAGGUGGGGGUGGGGAAGCAAGGGGGGAGGGGAAGGAGGGGGGCAAAGGAGGAGGGGAGCGAGGUGUUGCUGCAGAGAGGGGUGGUGAGGGGGGUGAGAAGGUGCAGACCGGUUUGGUGAAAGGAGGGGCGUGA
This is a messenger RNA of Closterium sp. Naga37s-1, 912 nucleotides long. Lineage: Eukaryota; Viridiplantae; Streptophyta; Zygnematophyceae; Desmidiales; Closteriaceae. The record is from the annotation of a GenBank genome assembly.